Molecule: messenger RNA, 2703 nt
Organism: Adineta steineri
Lineage: Eukaryota; Metazoa; Rotifera; Eurotatoria; Adinetida; Adinetidae
Source: the annotation of a GenBank genome assembly
AUGUUAUUUUCAGGAAAGUUUCGAUGGUUAUGGCUGUAUUUAUUAUUUGGACAAUUGAUGAUAUCACAUGUAAGAACAGCAUGGCCACCAUCAAAUUCGUCAAAUGUACAAGUAUUGGGCAUGUUUGAAUAUCUUACAAAUACUACUGCGUCUAGCGUUUCGUCUAUUCAAUGUCGAGCAAUGUUCAUAUCAGCCAUCUUACUCUCUCAACAAUACAAUAUGACUAUUCAAGGACAGAAUAUCAGCUGGCAAGCAGUAGAAACUGGUGGUGAUCCGAUGACUGCUCUUGCUGAUACAUGUCAAGCAGUUUCCAUCUCAAAUAUCGUCGGUGUGAUAGGACCAGGACUUUCAAGGGAAUCAGCGGUUAUUGCUCCUUUUGCUUCAAGAGUUGGCAUUCCUGCUAUAUCAUAUGCUGCAACUGAUCCAGCAUUAUCUGAUGGCAAUGCCUAUCCUGAUUUUUACCGUACAAUUCCAACAGAUAGUACAGCUGUAUUGGCAAUGGCACAACUUUUCAUUCGGUUUAAUUGGACAUCAUGUACCAUUAUCUAUCAAAAUGAUGAAUAUGGAACAGGUGGUGCACAAGCGAUAAACGAAAUAUUUGACGCUAACAACUUAACAGUUUCAGAAGCGAUUGUAUUUGAUACUGCCACUCUGGCUAUUCAUGGUGACUUAAAAAGUCUUUUAACAAGUAGUGCAGCACGAAUUAUUAUCUUAUGGGCGGAUUUAGACUAUGCACCUUUAGUUAUACAAAAAGCGCUUGAUUUAGAUCUUCUUGGCCCAGUAUUUACAUGGAUAUUAAGUGUCGCUGUUUCAUUAGAUAGUUUCAAUAGCACCUCUUAUACUAAGUUAAGUGGAAUGAUCACUGUUGAACCAGUUCCAGGUAGUGUUGUAAAUGCUCCAAUAAACACAACAUUAUUAAAUGCAGCAUAUAGUAUAUGGGAACAAUAUGAACCACAAACAUUUCCUGGAGCAGAUAAAGUUGAUUAUUAUGCAAUAUUUGCAUUUGAUGCUACUUGGUCAUUAAUUCAAGGACUAAAUCAACUUUGUUCAUCUUAUCCUAAUAUUUCAUCAACAUGUACAACAUUCACUGGUGAUUCAUUCUGUUUUGAUUGUCGUUUUGUUAAUUCUGAUAUGUUUAUUAAUAUCCUUGAUAAUACUUCAUUUCUUGGUGUUUCUGGUCCUAUACAAUUCUCAAAUACCUCGACUGAUCGAAUAAAUGGCACUUAUUAUAUUGCAAGAAAUAUUCAACAUUCUUCAUCGAGUUUGAAUUAUGUCCCCGUAUUGGUAUGGUCUAAUUCAGAUGGAUGGACAACAAAUACACAAACGAAUGUGAUAAUCUGGCCUGGUAAUUCAUUAGUAGUUCCUACUGGAUAUGCAGCAAUAUCAGGUUUAACCUUAGACAUUAUUGUUGUCGAUUCAGCUCCAUAUAUAAUGACGUCAGUAAUACAAGAUAGUUCUGGGGAAACAACAACAAAACUAAUUGGAUAUAUAAUUGAUCUACUUGAUAAGUUACAAACUCAAAUGGGUUUUAUUCCUAAUAUUACUUAUUUUCCUUCAGAUGCCUCAUAUGAUGAUCUAAUUGAAUCAGUAGCAAAUGGUACUUUUGAUUUGUUCAUAGGUGAUGUAACAAUUACUGCAGCAAGAAGAGAAAUAGUUGAUUUUUCAAGUUCAAUAUUUGACAACGCGUUACGUGUCAUCGUAAGAGAUGCAGCUAGCGUCAAGUUAGAUCUAUGGUCAUAUUUAAAACCAUUUUCUGUUAAAUUAUGGAUAACUCUGCUGGGUGCUACUAUCUAUGCUGGUAUUCUGAUGUGUAUAUUAGAAAGAGAAGGAAAUGAAGCAUUACAAAAUCGAUCAAUAAUUUCUCUUAUUGGAAUGAGUAUGUGGUUUUCUUUUGGUGGAGUUAUGGGUGCUGGUGCAGAUUUCGGGGCAACAACAGCUCCUGGUCGAGUAUUAAAUGCAGGUUUAAGCAUUUUAAGUUUGAUAUUAGUUGCUGCAUAUACUGCCAAUUUAGCAUCUGAUCUAACAGUGUUAAAGACGGUUGGUUUUAUUUCUGGAAUAAAUGAUAUUAAAAAUGGAAAAGUACCACCUAGUCGCGUUGGUAUUAUAACUGGCACAUCUAUUGAAGACUAUUAUCUGCGAGAAGUCUCUGGACGUAGUCUUAAUUUCUAUCCAUUAAUAUCAACAGAUGAAAUGAUUGAAGCCCUUCUGGAUAAGAAAAUCGACGCGUCUAUUAUGGAUUCCGGUACUUUAGAAUAUUUGACCAACAGCAUGUUCUGUAAUUUAACAUUAGUUGGAACAACUUUUGAUCAAAGUUCAUUUGGAAUUGUUUUUCAGAAGAAUUGGUUAUAUGAUCAAGAUUUUGAUAUAGCUAUUUUGACAUUGAGAGAAUCAGGUACGUUUGACACCUUGCAAAAAAAAUGGUUUCAAACAAAUGGAUGUUCUCAAUCAUCUGAAAUAGGUACUGCUAUGUCAAUUGAUUCGAUGGCUGGAUUAUUUAUGACUUUCGCUGUUAUUAGUGCUGUAGCUAUAUUAUAUUUUAUGUGGAGAAAACGAACAGCUAUAAAAGAUCGUUUUCUUGCAUUAAUUCAUCGAAAAAAAUCACCUGAUUCGCAAGUUAUCGUAUUAAGUCAAACUGGAAGUGACAUAUCUUCUGAAAAUCCUUCACGUCGAAGAUCAACUAUUUAUCCUGUAUUGUAUCUCUAA